UUUUAUUAAUUUGUUCUUCUGAUUUUUCUCAUCCUUCCCUUUUACUUCUCUCUCUCUCUCUCUCUCUUGGGUGCCGAGCCGUCCGCUACUCCUCCCUCCCCGCCUCUCUCUGGCUGGAAGAACGCUGAAAGGGUUUCGAAGAGGGGAAAUUCGGCUUUGUAAAUAUUGUCUCAAUGGGCUGCUUCAUUGUUUUGAGAUGCAAGAAGAAGAUAUAUGAACAUUUUGUUGGUAGGAAAUCUGUAAAUGUGAAGGAGAAGAAGGAUACCACUCUUCCUGAUUCAAGGCUGCGUGAACCGUCACUUCAGUCUGCCCCGCCAAGCUUCAAAUCUAGAGCCAAACCUAUUCAGUCAGUGAAUAACAGUAGAGCUCGUGCACUGUCAGCUCCUUCAAGUUUACAUUUGGCAGACCAAGAAGCUUUUGCAGUGUUGGAAAGUUUGGAACAGGAUGAUCUUAAGAAUAGAGGUGUGAUUGCAAACCCUCUGCCUCUACCUCUUCCUUAUCCCCACGGUUCUUCUAAUUUCAAGAAUGCGGGAAGUUUCAAUGGUCGUGGCCCUAUAGAUACUUCUGGCCCAUUGCCUCUGCCUCCGUUAGGGAGUGGUGUCCUUCGCAACUUCUCUUUUGAUGAAAUUUCAGCUGCUUGUCAGCAUUUCUCUGUUGAUAGAUGUGUUUCGGAAAGUAUUUCUUCUGCUGUUUACAAGGCUUCUUUUGGAGAUGAUUCUAGGAAGCUUGAAGCCACUGUGACUCGCCUACUUCCUUCUUCACAGGGGUUAAAGGAUUUUGUGAAUGAGGUCAACACAAUAGCAUCACUGCAACAUCCGCAAUUGUGCAAGUUGCUUGGUUUCCAUGCACGUGAGGGCUCUGAACAUAGAAUGUUGGUUUAUGAGAGGCUCUAUCAUGGAAGUUUAGAUCGUCUUCUUUAUGGGAGAUUUGAAGGUCCUUUCAUUGAUUGGUCUACACGGAUGAAAGUAGCUCUUUGUGCCGCAAAAGGUCUUGUGUAUCUGCAUGAAGAAGGACCUUUUCAGGCCAUGUAUAAUGAAUUCUCAACUGCAAACAUACAAGUUGACAAAGAUUUCAGUGCAAAGCUCUCAGGAUAUGGAUGUGUCAGCUAUAAUCCAGACGUUGAGAUCUCAAAUUCAUCUGUGGCUACUGGGAAUCUAUCUGUAGAGACAUCCGAGAGAGUAAUACUCACGCCCAAGAGUAAUGUGUGGAGUUUUGGCAUUGUUCUCCUUGAGUUGCUCACUGGCAGAAAGAACUAUGACUCCCGCCACCCGAAAGAAGAGCGGAACAUUGUCAAAUGGAGCAGGCCUUUUCUUGCAGACGAUUGCCGGUUAGCACUAAUCAUUGAUUCCCGCAUCAAAGCUCGAGUCCCCCAGAAAGCUGCACGAAUUGUCACCGACAUUGUUCUGAAAUGUCUCCAGAAAGACCCUUCAGAAAGGCCAACAAUGAGAGCCAUUGUCGAAUCUCUGAAUAGCAUUCAAGACAUGAAAUACCCAUGCAGGUUCCCCCUGCAAGAACCAUCAGCUGUAGCCGGAAAACCAAUGAUCAAAUCCCCGAGCUUCAACAAUAUCACCUCUCCGGCACCACCACUGAACUUCUCAUCUUCACCUCCAUCAAAAAUCCCACCAUCAAUAUCAUCACCGAGGUCCUCAUCGGUGAUGCUCCAGCCACUGCAACCUUGUUCAUCAAGCAAGAAACUAUCUCCGACACCCGCACAGCGAUGGCCCGGCGUCGAGGGCUUUUGAUUGUUUAUACUAUUUUUUUUUUUUUUACUUAUAAUUCUUAAUAUUCUUUUUGUUUCUUAAAUGUGUGAUUCAAAAGUGAUAUAGAAUAUAAGCAAGCUAUGUUUCUUUUGCUCCUGCCAGUGAGCAUUUAGGAUGAGUAUUUUGUGGAUAGACAUAAAGUUGCAAGUUUUCUUAUGAAUGUAUAUCAUUUUUCUGUAA
This is a messenger RNA of Dioscorea cayenensis subsp. rotundata (Guinea yam), 1940 nucleotides long. RefSeq names its product probable serine/threonine-protein kinase PBL1. Gene Ontology annotation, biological process: protein phosphorylation. Lineage: Eukaryota; Viridiplantae; Streptophyta; Magnoliopsida; Dioscoreales; Dioscoreaceae. Gene Ontology annotation, molecular function: ATP binding; protein kinase activity. The transcript is spliced from 5 exons. Bases 174 to 1742 code for a protein of 522 amino acids. The record is from RefSeq and is a predicted model, not a curated record.